This is a messenger RNA of Chanos chanos (milkfish), 2484 nucleotides long. RefSeq names its product outer dense fiber of sperm tails 2a (gene odf2a). The record is from RefSeq and is a predicted model, not a curated record. Gene Ontology annotation, biological process: regulation of cilium assembly. Lineage: Eukaryota; Metazoa; Chordata; Actinopteri; Gonorynchiformes; Chanidae. Gene Ontology annotation, cellular component: centrosome. The transcript has 18 exons. Bases 7 to 2484 code for a protein of 825 amino acids.
AAAGCAAUGAGGACACGCUCUUCUUCGCCACCUCUGCACGUUCACGUCACCGAGAGCACACCGGUGCAUGUGCAUGUGAAGAAAAGCUUGAAGAGCAGCCCUGCGAAGACUUCUCAGAUUAAAACUAAAGGAGGUUUGCGUCCCACGGCCAAAGUCAAGACCAGAGUUCCAUGGAUACCGCCAGGCAAGGCCUCCACUCGAGAGGCGUCAUAUAAGUGGGAGGGUCCAUCACACCGCUUGGAGAUUACUCCACACCCAGAGCCAGAACCGUCUCACUCUCCUUUGCGCGUGGAAGACCUUUCCACUGAUGAAGAGGAGGCGCUGCAUGGACGUAUCAACCAGUACGAAAGGAAAAUAGACAGCCUCAUGACUGAAGUCAGCAUGCUAAAGAACGAGGUGGAACUGCGUAAAAAGGAGCAGCUGCUGGAGCGUCAGUCGGAGAGACUGAGCGUCUCCCAACGCGUCAUUGCUCAGCAGGAGGAAGAGCUUGCAGAAGUUGCUAAAGAACUGGAGGUGACAGAGGAGGAGAACUCCCGCCUUCGUGAAUCCAUGGAGAAGAUGCUCGAAGAAUCCGAUUUUAGCAGGCUAGACAGAGAGAGUCUGCAGCUGGAAAAGGAUGCACUCCUCAGGAAGCUUUUGGAGGCAGAGGUGGAUGGCACCGCUGCUGCCAAGCAGGUGUCUGCUCUCAGAGAGACCAUCAGCAGGAUGUCCAGGAGUGAGAAAAGGAUGUCGGGGUCAGACUCUUCCCUCCUGGUCCGGCAGAAGGAUCUUCUCCUGCAGAAGCUGGAAACUUUUGAAGGCACAAAUCGUACCCUCCGUCAUUUGCUGAGGGAGCAACAUGGGCGUGAGAUGGACUCCUUACGGCUUCUAGAGCAGAAAGAUUCGCUGUUGAAGAGACUCACAGAUAUAGAGGCUGAGAACACGCGUCUUUUGGUGAAACUUCAGGACAAAGAGAAGGAAGUUGACCAACUCACAUCAAUUUUAGAAAAUGAAAAGGAGAACUCCAGGACCACCGGAGAGCUCUCUAAAGUGCUGGAGUCGACCCGAGCCCACCUGCAAGGUCAACUACGGAGCAAGGAGGCAGAGAACAACCGCCUCAGCGUGCAGAUACGGAACUUGGAGCGUACAGUCAGUCAGCAGCAGGGGGAGAUAGAUCACCUGCAGGAGCAGCUACAGGAGCUGAGGCAGAGAGCAGAGGCUGAUAAAGAGGCACUGAAGAGGGCGACACGAGCCCAGAAACAGCGGGCGGAGCGCAGUGAGGACACGGCAGGCCAGCUCAGCGCUCAGUUACUGGAGAUGGAGAGCCAGCUUAAAGAUGCUGUGUCAGCAGCAGAGAGCUGGAGCAGUCGCCAUUCAAAAGAGAUGAAGGAUAAGGCCCAGCUGGAAAUAGAGAUCACUCUACUGAACAAUCGUAUUACAGACCUGACGGAGCAGCUCCAUGGGGUUGAGGACAAAGCGCGGGCAGAGAGAGAAGGGCUUUUAGAUAGACUGCAUGGACUCACAACGGAGAGCACCACAGUUAAACUGGAGAACCAGAGCCUUAAGGCUAGUCUGUCUGCUCUAGAGGAGAAACUGGCCUUGUCUCAAUCAGAAGUGCAGCAGGUCAAAGCCUCUGUAAAGCAGUACGAGAGCCUGGUGGACAGCUACAAGGCCCAGCUGCAGAAGACGCGUGCAGAGGCAGAGGACUACAGUGAGAGGCUGCAGCAGGCGGAGAGGGAGGCCCAGGUGGUGAGGGACGACCUGGAUCAGGAGAUUGAUCAGGUGAGGAAGCAGCUGCUGGGUCGUCUGACAGAGCUGGAGCCUCUGCCUGAUGCCCUGAGACGCACCGAGCUCCAGCUGCAGGAAGCCCAGGAAAAAGAACGCUUACAGGAGAGAAGGAACACUGAACUCACCACCGCUCUGGCAGACUUACGCAUGAAGGUGGAGCAGCAGGGCAGUCAGGUGGAGAUGGUGAGACAUAAGAACAUGCUACUAAUGGAGGAGAACAAGCAGCUACAACAUAGAGUGGAGACCCUCGAUCGAAAGCUUGAAGAAGCCAACUCGCAGAAUCGUGACCUCAUGCAAGUGAUUGCUAAGCGAGAGGAGACAAUUCAUAAUAACCAGGUCCGUCUGGAGGAGAAGUCAAGAGAAUGCAGUAUACUCACUCGACAGCUGGAGGAGGCGCUGGACGACGCCCGUAAACAGGUUUCCCAGACCAGGGAGCGUGCUGUCUCCAAAGAGCGUGCCACUCAAUCUAAAGUGGUUGACCUGGAAGCCCAGCUGAGCAGAACCACCGCUGAUCUCACUCAGUUGCGACGCACCAAAGAGGAAGCAGAGAGGCGAUACCAGAGCCGGCUACAAGACAUGAAGGAUCGUCUGGAACAGUCAGACAGCACCAACCGGAGUCUCCAGAACUACGUCCAGUUUCUCAAGGCCUCCUACGCCAAUGUGUUUGGAGACUCCGCUCUCACGGGCUCCUCUCUCCGAGCCCCCUCUCCCCUAUGA